UUAACUAUAGCGCAACAAGGAUUUCAGGUUUCUUUUAGUAAUGCCCUAGGCAGUUUUCAGUUUGAUUCUGAAACCAGUUUUAUUUUUCUAUUGUUGACCCUUUCGACAAAAACCAACAAGCUAGUGUUAGUAUCUGUUUAAUUGCUCUACCUGAUCACCAUGUCGACAUCGAGUGCAGGAUCGGCGAUGUUUCACCCGCCCCGUCGAAGAGUGAAAUUUUUUGUAAUCGUUGGUUUUAGUUGCUGUGUCAUCUUCUUCAUGAACCAGUUACUUUAUGUACAACAAUCCCAGUCGAUUGAAAACUUCAAAGAAUACGCCAACGGAAUAGUUAUCGAAGACAAAAAUAAUGAUCUCUACUCAAAAGUGCGCGUGUUGUGCUGGGUUAUGACGUCACCCGACAAUCACAAAACAAAAGCGUUAGCAGUCAAAGAAACGUGGGGCAAACGCUGUAACAUUUUGCUGUUCAUGAGUUCCGCAGUCGAUUCGACGUUACCAACUGUGAAUCUGCACGUCCCUGAAGGCCGAAAUCACCUCUGGGGCAAAACACGGGAGGCAUUUCGCCAUGUAUGGAAAAAUUACAAAGAUCAAGCAGACUGGUUUCUGAAAGCUGACGAUGACACGUACCUUAUUGUUGAGAAUUUGCGAUAUUUCCUAUCAGCCUUUAACACAUCGAAACCGUUGUGGUUCGGCCACAAGUUUAAAGUAAUUGUUAAAUCAGGAUAUUUCAGCGGUGGGGCUGGUUACGUGUUGAGUAAAGAAGCGACCAGGAGGUUCGUCGAAGAAGGUUAUUUUAACGCACUCACUUGUCGACACGAUCACGAAGGGGCGGAAGAUGCAGAAAUGGGGAAAUGUAUGGAAAAUCUGAACGUCUCGACAAUGGACACGCGGGACUCUAAAGGAAGGGGCCGAUUCUUUCCCUUUGUUCCAGAGCAACACUACUUUCCUGGUAAAAUUACACCAAGUUAUUGGUACUGGAAUAAUAUUUACUAUCCACCCACAAAGGGAAAAGAUUGUUGUUCUGACAGCGCCAUAUCCUUUCACUAUAUCACUCCUGAACUGAUGCACAUAUUUGAUUAUUUGAUUUAUCAACUCCGCCCUUAUGGAAUGCCAGCCGAUCAACGACCUUCAACUCCCGAACCACCUCCAGACUUCAAUCUGACUGCUUCGCCGUGGUUCGCCCCUCCAGAUGAAGUUACUGAACAACAGAUUGUCAGUAUAAACACAAUACCACUGAACUUCGUGCAUUUGACUAUUUUUGAUUUGUUAAAUAUGGAGAAUAUUGCUGAUCCUUUCUCCCAAAACAAAAUGAUCGAGGGGGUAGUAAAAUAAUUACAUAGCGCAGUAUUCGGAUAAUACAAAACGUUUUCUAACCUGA
Messenger RNA from Daphnia pulex (common water flea), 1375 nucleotides. Its product is annotated as glycoprotein-N-acetylgalactosamine 3-beta-galactosyltransferase 1-like. The coding region runs from base 160 to 1329 and encodes 389 amino acids. The record is from RefSeq and is a predicted model, not a curated record. Gene Ontology annotation, cellular component: membrane. The transcript is spliced from 9 exons. NCBI's taxonomy places the organism in Eukaryota, Metazoa, Arthropoda, Branchiopoda, Diplostraca, Daphniidae. Gene Ontology annotation, molecular function: N-acetylgalactosaminide beta-1,3-galactosyltransferase activity.